AUGCACGAAUUCUUCGACAACUUCCAUUAUAUCAAUGGCCAAUACAAAUGCAACGGUCAAAAGAGCUCCGCGAUGAUGUCCGGCCAAAUCAUCGUCGCCGGUGGGAGCCCACUUAGGUUCACCAGUCAAUCAAUGCAGGACCACCCUAUUAAUGAACUUCUUGAAGAGCUUCUGUUUUGGUUUAGAGCGCGAUAUCAAGUGGCGCAAGCAGCUAAUGCCUCUAAAUUCCUUCGCCUUCCGAUACCAGGAGACUCAGUACAGGAUGAAGAGGACAUCUUCAUGGCGGGCCUUCGAGACCAAGGCGUCCCAAGCCCAGAUGUUACCAACGCCCCCGAGCCUUCUGAGCGAUCAGAGCUCCGGGAUAUAGAGAAGGACAAAGCUGUAGCUGCCAAUCUACAAAACCACACUGCCAUGGCUACGCUGCUACGACGUCUUUUCCACCGAACCGGAUGGCCGUUAAUAGACAAAGUGCCUGACCAAUUGCAGCGCAACUACAACUACGUCAAAGAGGAAGCAUUUGGGCUGACAACUUCGCUUAAACGGACGGCCGACGAGUCCUUUGGGACAACCACCUCUUCCUCAAAGCGUCCAAGGACAUCCCGUCGUGAUGAAAACGAUGUGUCACGCGAUGGAGAUGAAGAGCGACCUAUCUCCAGUCUAGCAGCUACUGACGAUCCGUUCCUUCGUCGUUGA
Molecule: messenger RNA, 693 nt
Organism: Fibroporia radiculosa
Lineage: Eukaryota; Fungi; Basidiomycota; Agaricomycetes; Polyporales; Fibroporiaceae
Exons: 1
Coding region: 1-693 (230 amino acids)
Source: RefSeq, a predicted model, not a curated record